UAAAGUAAAACAAUGAAAACUACACCGUUACGCUUCUUCCUCUUCUUCUUCUUCUCUUUUUAAUUCCUUCGCAAGCAAUCAUCUCCACUUUUACUCGUCACUAAACUGUAAAUCCAUAAAAGUUCCACCUUCCCGGAGAUGUUUUCCUUUGCCGGCUUCGCUUUCAUCACUGGAUUCUUGCUGGGGAUUCUUACCCUCUUAGCUGCUGAAGUUACAACCUUUCUGCUCCUCAUAAAGCGAUUUAAUCGGAAGAGAAACCUCCAAGAAUCGAAUAAGAAAAGCUCUGUUCCUCCAAAGGCCAUUGAUUUCAGUCUCAACAAACAGGGAGUGAUUUGGGUUUUGGAGUUUGAUGAAAGUUUAAAGAAUUUACCAAAAGAGCAAAAGAAGAAGAAAGAUGUUUUAGAGGUGCAUCCAGUUAAGAAGUCUGCUCUCAUUAAAGACCACAAACUCAUCUUGUCAAAUUCAGAUGGCUCUCAGAAGAUUAUUUCUUUGAGAGGUUGCAAUGUUGAGGCUGUUUCAGGGUCUGAACUCCCCACAAGGAAAUGGGCUAAAAGAUAUCCUAUCAAAGUAGAAAGCAAAACAUCAGACUUGUACAAAGGAAACCGUGUGUUUUACAUCUAUCUAGACACUUCUUGGGAGAAGGAGUCAUGGUGUAAAGCUCUUCGUCUUGCUGCUUGCAAUGAUCAUGAAAGGGCUAUGUGGCCUACUAAGUUGAAACAGGAUUUCCAGAGCUAUAUAGCUUCUCUUAAUGUUGCAUAUCCUUCUUUUAUAAAACAACCAUCAGGUGCGUUUGAUUUUGAGUCAUUGGACAACAAGGAGGUUAAAGUGGAUGCUCCUUCCUCAAAGGUUCGUUUGUUAUGGAAGAAAUUCUCAAAAAAGAAAGUGCCUAACCGUGAAGACAAGAAGACUUCAACACGUCCUUCUUACCAAGAUUCAUCUGGUAGCUCUGGAAGGAGCACCCCAGCAAGAAAGAUUCAAGAGAAAAUCCCUGAGGAAACUGAUGUGAAAGCUUUCUCACGUUCUUGGAGCCAUGGGAGUCAUGUCUCUGAUGUAAACUCGGAAGACAAGUUGUUUGUUACUGAUGAAGGAACUUUGACGUGGAACUUGCUGAUCUCUAGGCUGUUUUUUGAUGUUAAACUGAACACAGGGAUAAAGAAUGUAGUCCAUGAACGUAUCCAGCGUGUGAUGACCAACAUGAGACUUCCCAGCUAUAUAGGCGAUUUAAUCUGUUGUGAUGUCAAGGUUGGAAACUUACCACCUUAUAUACAUGGUGCAAGGAUUCUUCCAGUGGAGAUGGAUGGUGUGUGGGCGUUUGAACUAGAUGUUGAAUACAGUGGUGGUGCUGGUCUAGUAGUUGAGACUAGGGUAGAUGCCAGAGAGGAAGAACUGCAGAACGGCAUAGCGGGAAAGUUGCAGCCAAAUCUUUCUGGGGAUGUUCCCAUAGAUCUUCUUGAAGGUCUUGAAGAAUUUGAAAAGCAAUUAAGUGUCCCUGGAGGAACUGUUGAAGUUAAAACUGAUGAAUCUAAGGGAUCAAAAGGAACAAAAGCAUCUCCAAACAAUGGAUCUAAGUGGAAGUCUAUUCUGAAGAACAUCGCUGAGCAAGUCUCUCAGGUUCCAAUUAAUUUGUCAAUAGGAGUCUCUUCACUUAGAGGGACACUGCGAGUACACAUGAAGCCGCCUCCAUCUGAUCAACUAUGGCUUAGCUUCACAACCAUGCCUGAUAUUCAUUUCGACCUUGUCUCAUCUGUUGGUGACCACAAAGUCACAAACAGCCAUGUUGCUACGUUCUUGAUCAACCGGUUUAAGAACGGGAUAAGAGAAGUCAUGGUGCUCCCCAACUGCGAAAACAUAACCAUUCCAUGGAUGAUAGCUGAAAAGGAUGAUUGGGUCCAACGCAGUGUUGCACCAUUUAUGUGGCUGAAUCAAGACUCACCUAAUAGUGAUCAUGAAAGUUUCGAAGCUAAAUCUAAAGCUGAAAAGCCGCCAAGUUCUGAACAAACGAAGAAAGUCAUCAACAUUGUACAGAAGCAAAGAGUUGAAGAAGAACCUGUUACUGAACCAUCAGCUGCUAACUCUGCAUCUCUUAUAGUAGAAAGUGACAGAUCCUUGGAGGAACUCAAGACUCCACUGCUGGAAACAAGAGAAGAGAAGGAUACAUUAGCACGAGGAGAUGAAGAAGAGACUACUCCGGUUAGUGUCCAGUCAUCAUCGAGGUCUAUGUUGUCAAGUGAAGAGGAUGAUUUGAAGGGAAAGAAAAUGGGAGCAAAAGAGAGAAUGUUUGAUUUUAGGAAGAAAGUUGGUGAGAAGUUUGAAGAGAAGAAGCGUCAUGUGGAGGAAAGAAGUAGACAGAUUGUUGAAAAGAUGAGAGGACCUUAACACAAGGUUUCAGAACAAGAAGAUGAAGAAGAAGCUUCUUUAUUAGAUUAGCCUAGUAUACUGUUACUUGUAUUUGGUGAAUAUAUCAAAUAACUCAUUGUGAAAAUCUUUCUUUAUUCUUAAUAUUACAAGAAACAAAGAUUC
This is a messenger RNA of Eruca vesicaria subsp. sativa (arugula), 2520 nucleotides long. NCBI's taxonomy places the organism in Eukaryota, Viridiplantae, Streptophyta, Magnoliopsida, Brassicales, Brassicaceae. The record is from the annotation of a GenBank genome assembly.